AUUAUUUGUUUACGUGUCAUUCGACAAGAGAUCUCGGCGGAGAGAGAAACAUUCCUCUUCUCCUAGUCGUCAUAGAUGAUUUAGGGUAAGUGUGAAUAACCUUAACCCAAAUAACCAAUUCGUGAUUCGUUCUUAUCAGUUCUAACCUAUCAAUUGUAUAACCUGAUCGAAACCAUCUUUACCAUUUCUGAUAUUUUAUCUUUUUUUUUCUAUUGUCUAUCGCUAUUUGAGUUAGGUUUUAUUUUCAGUUCCAUGAUUAAAACUGUUAUGGAUUAGACAUGGGGAACGGAUUAUCCCGAGAUAAUCCGCGACUAGUAAUACUCGGCUUGGACUCAGCUGGGAAAUCUACUGUUUUAUACCGCUUAAAAUUUGACCAAUACGUUGACAAUGUUCCAACUGUAGGAUUUAAUCUAGAAAAGAUUCGUAGUUCUGCAGGACGGUCCAAGGGUACCGUCUUCCAAGUUUGGGAUGUAGGUGGUCAAGAAAAAACAAGAUCAUUAUGGAAAAGUUAUAGCCGGUCGGCAGACGGUGUUCUUUUUGUUGUCGAUUCUGCAGAUGAAGAAAGAUUGGAGGAGGCUAGGAUGGAACUACAUAGAUUUGCUAAUUUAAAGGAAUCUUUAGCCGUCCCAAUAAUGGUGCUAGCUAAUAAACAGGAUUUACCAUCGGCGUUAAGCGCUGACCAAGUGGGAGAAAAAUUGAAUCUUAAUAGACUUCCUCAAUCAAAGAUCUGCGAUAUACUAGAAAUAUGUGCUGUUACAGGCGAUGGACUAGAAUCUGUGUUUGAUGGUAUUUUGGAACUAGUAACUAAGAGACGUAGGCAAUUGAAGCAGAAAAAAGAUAAAUCGUUUACGACGCUUUUUAGAUAGUAUUGAGGCUGUUUUUUCCCUUCUCCCGACCACUACCUGACCUAGGGGUUAUGUCCGGCACUAGUCACGUGGGUUUUACAUACCCUUUAGCCGGCAGUUAUCUUCCUCAUCUUAUUAUUGCUACUGCUUUUAUUUUUAAAACCAAAGUUCAAGGGAGAUGACUGAAAACGUGCCAAUUAUUUAUUCUCGUUUUUACUAUAUAGGAUUAGAUCUUUUAAUAAGUUGUACAAUUUUAAAAAUCUCAAUGUAUUUAAUAGUCAAAAGUUUUUAUGCUUGUUGUUUUCUUUUCUUUUUCUUCUCUCUCUCUCUCUCCAUAUAUAUAUUAGUAUGUAUAUAUAUGGCGAACUUCCUACCCCCUUCCCUUCUUUCAGUUGUAUUUUCUUUCACCUUUCUCUAUUGCAUACCUCCCCUCCCCGCCUCCCCCUCUAUAUAUACUUUUUCUAACCCCUUUUUUCAACUUCUCCCAAUAACGCUUCUUUUACUCUUUAACUGAUUUGUUAGAGGCGCGUCAAGUCGCGCUCUAAUUCUUAUAAUCAAAAAAAGAGUGUAAUUAAGUGAAUUGAUACAAGUCUUGGGGUCAGGAAGUGGUCAGCGAUCUUCCCAUUUUAAAAAUUAGAAUAUGUAUAAAAUUUCCCUCCACUUUCUAUGCUUAAGCUUUGAAAUGAUACCAUCUCGGUUUCCUUUUUUCUUUUGAUGGUUGCGUAAUAAGUUUCUAAGAAAGGCGUUUUUUUUUUAUUUAUUUUAAAUAAAAGAGAAGUUUGGGAAGAAUAAAGAACAAUAAGAAAGGCUUUUAUUAGUUUUCUGACGACUAAGUGACUUUUAAUGGUAGAAGGGAAAAAUGCCUUCAUACAUUCCGAUAAAAAUUGUUCUGCAUGGAAAUAUUGAAUUUUUGUUAUAAAUAAUACAACAGAUGUU
Messenger RNA from Dimorphilus gyrociliatus, 1781 nucleotides. Lineage: Eukaryota; Metazoa; Annelida; Polychaeta; Dinophilidae. The record is from the annotation of a GenBank genome assembly.